UAAUCGAAGCGCAUUCGAGAAUUGAGCUAGAAAUAUUUGUAAUUCAGUUUGAAAAAUGUUUAAAUUAGUGAGAAACGAUAGACUUAUUCGUGAAUUUUUAUAAAAUAAAACGUAGUGUGCGGUGAUAACAUCUCAGUAGUUGCGUAUGUCUGUUUUUCUACUGCUUAUAGGUACAAUAUUUAUGUACAUUCAUUCAUGAAGUCGCAACGAUCCGUUCCUUCGUAUGGUCCAUGUUCUUAAGAUUAUUUGAAAUCUAUAUUCGUCAUUAAAAGAACGUCGAGAAUCGUGUAAAAUGGACGAUUACUGCCGAUUAUGUAUGGCUGAGGAAGAUUUGAAGAAGAUGGACAGUGAAGUACUUCAUUGUAUAAAGACCGAACUGUUCAUUGAAAUUGAAGACAACAUAUUCAGCAGAGAUAUCUGCGAUCAAUGCUUCAAGUUUAUAUCAAAAUGUAUAAGUUUUCGUGAAGAAAUAAAUCAUUUCAAAGAGAAAGUUAAUAGAGUUCAAAACCUAUUGCUGAAAAUCGUCAAACGAAAUGUUACGGAUGAUAAUGUAUCGAAUCAAUCUACUAAUAUCUCUCAGCCGCAGACAACUGUCAAACGAAAAGAUGUUAAGAAUGCAGAUGUAUCUACCCGUACACAGUCUGUCGCUCAUCGUAUAAUAGAAGAGCCCGUGGAAGAGAAAUCUUGCCUCGCUCCAGCUCAAACAGAAAUUGAAAAUUUAACGGAUACGAACGUGGAAAAAGAAUUGAUUUCAAAAAUAAUUAAAUCAAUCAAUAUAAAUGAAGUAGAACAAGUGGCUUCACAAAUCCGAUUCAACGGCGAGAACUUUUGCAAUAUUUGCAAAAGAAAAAUGGCGGAUCGCCCAAAAUUUAUGAAACAUGUGGAGUCCAAUUCGCAUAAAUUCAAAUCUUACAUCGUUUCGAAAUGCGGAGAUGAAAAUAUUUUCGAAAAAUACUUAAUAGGUUACAAAUGUCAAAGUUGCGUCGAAACAUUUACGAGUAAAACAAUAAUGGCACAACAUUCGAAAAACGAGCAUAAAGUUGCUCUGAAUAAAAACAAAAUUAAACCGAAUACGCUGAUUUUGAAAACGAAAAACAACGAACACGAACCAGAAUGUAACGUACAGAUUAAACAAGAACCCGAUGCUGAAAAUCCAAUGAAGAGAAAGCCCUGCAAAUUUUGUAAUAAAACUUUCGGAUUCGUGGAAAGUUUGUCGAGGCAUAUGAAAAAACACCACGGGACAUAUUUAUGUCCAGAUUGUGGCUUCACCUCGAUCAGCAAUAGGAACUUCUGUGUGCAUCUACGGGAAGAAAAACAAUUAACACGCUUUCAGAAAUUGUGUUCGAUCUGUUUUAAAGUAUGCGACUCCAGGGUUGAUUUAUCGCAACAUAGGAAGCAGUUUCACGUUGGAAAGCAAAUUCUCCUGAAGAAACAUAAAAGAGAUAUGCAUAGAACGCAAAAUGUUGAACCCAAAAAAGUGCUCAAAUGUCGAAAGUGUAAUCGUGGGUUUAUGUCUGUACUGGUGUUAGAGAAACACCAGUGCAAGGCUUUGAAAUAUCCGUGUUUGAAAAAUUGCGGUAGAAGAUUCGAAACCUACUCUCAAAUGGAGAGACAUUCGGUGAAAUGUAAUGCAGGAAAGACAAUUUAUUCCUGCAAAAAUUGCAAAAAAAACUUGAAAACAUUGCAAAGCUUAAAAAGCCACGUGAUAAGAUGUUCAGCGAUUUCAUCUACGCCUUCAGCCAGCACUGAAAACGAACAAACGGUAAAAAUCGCCGAAAGUUGUUCGCCUUCGCCAAUACAGCACGAUAAAAUGCCAACGCUGACAAACAUGAAUGCUUUUUUAUGCACAAAAUGUAAUCAAGCAAUUUUAAUCGACGACUUGAAAGAUCAUGUCGGUACAUGUUCUCAAGUAAAACCAAUUGAGGAAAAAAAUACCGAACUCGAAUCCCAUUUAAUUAAACAAAAGACGACUGUAAAGCAGAAAUCAUCGAUACGAAAACAACGAAAACUAAAUAGAAAAGAUGAAAAAAUCAAAUUGAAAUUUGUAGCCGAAGAAAAAUUUUCAACACCUAAUCGGAGUAUGGCAUGUAAGUUUUGCCGGCUAGUGUUUCAAAAUAAUAAAUUUUUAAAUCAACACGAGUUAAUAGCUCAUCAUACGUUAGCUGACAAAGUCGCUGAAAAUUUAACGAAAAAUCUUGGUCAAAAUAUCGCGCCUUCCGCUUCGUCAGACCAAACAGCAUUGACAGAAGAAGAAUCGAAGAAGUCAAAUGAUCAACAGUCGAUCGAAAAUCGCUUUCGUCGUUCUGAACUAUUACAAAUGGACAAUGAAAAAGCUGCCGAUUCUUCCAACAGGAAAAUUUCAUGGAAAAACAACUCGGUAACUCUACCUCAGCAAUCCUCCCUGGAAAAUAGCUCAAGUUGGAUUCCUACGACUCCACCGAGCAGAGAAACAUCUAAAAUAAACGAACAGCGAAUCACACCGGCUUCGUGCAGUCGAACGACGGCAUCACUGAAAUCCUCGACAGAAAAAGGCCAAAACCUGACUUAUGGACCUGAAACUUCGUUAAAAUCUAUUACUCCGCAAAGAAUAGAAAUUUCUUCGCGUAAUGAACUCUCGACGAGGGACACACCUGCUUCGUAUGAGAAACGUAGGUUCUCACAAACAUCGAUUCCUCGGUCCUCGACAAGAUGGGAUGUUGUUCACAGAACGUCAAAUCGAAAUUAUUACGAACCGCGUCAAAAACCCUACGUGGAGCAAGACAGAAAUCGCCAGAGAACACAGUUCUCUCGAGAAUCGGGCCAUUCAAAGAGAAAUUAUGAUCAACGUAAUAUAACGUUAUCAACUAAAUCCUCGAAUAGUACAGGACCCUCGCAAGUGUGCAAAAUUUGUCGAAAUCCUAAAUUUCAUCUUUUUUGUAUUCCGUGUAUGAGAUGUUAUACAGAUAAUGAAUCCCAGUAUUUAAACCAUAUGAAGAUGAAACACGCGUAGUAGGUGUUUGAAAAACGAGUGAGAUCAGUUUUAUUUUCAACGUACGUUUUUGAAAAA
Messenger RNA from Planococcus citri (citrus mealybug), 3046 nucleotides. Its product is annotated as oocyte zinc finger protein XlCOF7.1-like. The record is from RefSeq and is a predicted model, not a curated record. Bases 293 to 2989 code for a protein of 898 amino acids. Gene Ontology annotation, molecular function: chromatin insulator sequence binding. Gene Ontology annotation, cellular component: chromosome. Lineage: Eukaryota; Metazoa; Arthropoda; Insecta; Hemiptera; Pseudococcidae. Gene Ontology annotation, biological process: regulation of transcription by RNA polymerase II. The transcript has 7 exons.